AUGAGACUGGACCCAGCUUACAGAAAGCUGCAGAAACUGAGGGACCUGGUGAGAGAACAGAAGGUCCCGUCUAAGAUCAGCGAGGAGAUAGAUGAAGUCCUGGAUCUGAUGAAGAGUCGCAUGGACUAUUGCGAGGGAAUUUCGACACAUCCCAGCAAGGACCUCCAACAACUCGUGCACUCCACGCUAAAUCACCAAUGGCAGACAGCUGUUGACCAGGGAAAGUUGACCGAGAUCCCCAGUACAUUGAUGAUGUCUGGGAAUCUGGAAGUCCAGUUUUUGCGAUCCCUGGCAAGCCUUGGUAACGUAAAGCGUAUCCUAGAACUAGGUAUGUUCACUGGGUGCACGGCGCUGGCAUUCGCAGAGAGCAUUCCAGAAGACGGACAGGUCGUGACCUGCGAACUUGACCCUUAUAUCGCUGACACUGCAAGGUCAUUUUUGGACAAGUCGGGAUGUGGGAAAAAAGUUGAAAUCAUGAAAGGUCCCGCCAAGUCAUCGAUGGAGGUUCUCGCUCAAAAGAAACAGCAGUUUGAUCUAAUCUUCAUAGACGCCGACAAACCAAGCUAUACCACCUACUACAAGAUGAUCUGGGAUUUAGGACUUCUGGCACCAAAUGGGACCAUAGUGGUGGACAAUGUCCUGUUCUUUGGGGAUCCGUACACAAAGGAGGGGUUUAUGGGUGAACGAGGAGAAGGCGUUACCAAAUUCAACGAAAUGGUCAGACAGGACGGAAGUGUCCACAAGAUAAUGGUGCCAAUAAGAGACGGUAUGUUCAUUAUACGGAGGAAGACGGACGUGGACGGCCGGAAGUAGGAGGAAGCCUCUACUGACCCGUUUUAAUUCAUUUUUAUUUCGUGCAACAGCAGAAAUUAUAUGUCUUAAAAACAUUUUAUAAUGAAAGCCACGUGUUCAUGUUAUUACAAAUGUAUGUGACAAUAACAAAUAAAACGAUUCAUUUCUAAUAAAGUAUCUUU
This is a messenger RNA of Magallana angulata, 974 nucleotides long. Its product is annotated as O-methyltransferase MdmC-like. NCBI's taxonomy places the organism in Eukaryota, Metazoa, Mollusca, Bivalvia, Ostreida, Ostreidae. The record is from RefSeq and is a predicted model, not a curated record. The coding region runs from base 1 to 813 and encodes 270 amino acids. The transcript is spliced from 6 exons. Gene Ontology annotation, molecular function: O-methyltransferase activity; S-adenosylmethionine-dependent methyltransferase activity.